AGGACCCCACGUCGCCCGCCCGCCCGCCCACCCUCCUCCUUCACAUAUCUUUCUCCUCCGCGCAAACCUCCCAAUCUUCUUUCCUCCCCUCCCCCAUUCACACAGGUCUUUUUCUUGUCUUGUGCAAUCCAAAAUCUUUCAAAAUGGCGGACGAGGUUUACGAUGGUGCCAUUGGCAUUGACUUGGGAACCACCUACUCUUGCGUUGCCACGUACGAGGGUACCAAUGUCGAGAUCAUUGCCAACGAGCAGGGUUCUUUCACCACCCCUUCUUUCGUUUCUUUCACCGACAAGGAGCGUCUGAUCGGUGAGGCUGCCAAGAACCAGGCUGCUAUGAACCCCGUCAACACCGUCUUCGAUGUCAAGCGUCUCAUCGGUCGCCGCUUCGAUGACCCCACCGUCAAGAAGGACAUCGAGUCCUGGCCCUUCAAGGUUGUCGACGACGGUGGCAACCCCAAGGUCCAGGUCGAGUACCUCGGCGAGACCAAGACCUUCUCCCCCCAGGAGGUCUCCUCCAUGGUCCUCCUCAAGAUGAAGGAGAUUGCCGAGGUCAAGAUCGGCAAGAAGGUUGAGAAGGCUGUCAUCACCGUCCCCGCCUACUUCAACGACAACCAGCGUCAGGCCACCAAGGAUGCUGGUGCCAUCGCUGGCCUCAACGUCCUCCGUAUCAUCAACGAGCCUACCGCUGCCGCCAUUGCCUACGGUCUUGGUGCCGGCAAGUCUGGCAAGGAGCGCAACGUCCUCAUCUACGACUUGGGUGGUGGUACUUUCGAUGUUUCCCUCCUCAACAUCCAGGGUGGUGUCUUCACCGUCAAGGCUACUGCUGGUGACACCCACUUGGGUGGUCAGGACUUCGACACCAACCUCUUGGACCACUGCAAGAAGGACUUCCAGCGCAAGACCAAGAAGGACCUCUCCGGCGACCCCCGUGCCCUCCGUCGUCUUCGCACUGCUUGCGAGCGCGCCAAGCGUACUCUCUCCAGCGGUGCCCAGACCACCAUUGAGAUCGACUCUCUCUUCGAUGGUGAGGACUACACCACUCAGCUCACCCGUGCCCGUUUCGAGGACUUGAACGCCAAGGCCUUCAACGGCACCCUCGAGCCCGUUGCCCAGGUCCUCAAGGACGCUGGCAUUGAGAAGAGCGGCGUUGACGAGAUUGUCCUCGUCGGUGGCUCUACUCGUAUCCCCCGCAUCCAGAAGCUCUUGUCCGAGUUCUUCGACGGCAAGAAGCUCGAGAAGAGCAUCAACCCCGAUGAGGCCGUCGCCUACGGUGCCGCCGUCCAGGCCGGUAUCCUGUCCGGCAAGGCCACCUCCGCCGAGACCGCCGACCUUCUCCUGCUCGACGUCUGCCCCCUGUCCCUCGGUGUCGCCAUGGAGGGCAACAUCUUCGCCCCCGUCGUUCCUCGCGGCCACACAGUUCCUUGCCUCAGAAAACGCACCUUCACCACUGUUGCCGACAACCAGCAGACCGUCCAGUUCCCCGUUUACCAGGGUGAGCGUGUCAACUGCGAGGACAACACCUCCCUGGGUGAAUUCACUCUUGCUCCUAUCCCCCCUAUGAGGGCUGGUGAGGCCGUCCUCGAGGUCGUCUUCGAGGUCGACGUCAACGGUAUCCUCAAGGUCACCGCCACUGAGAAGACCUCUGGCCGCUCCGCCAACAUCACCAUCUCCAACUCCGUUGGCAAGCUCUCUUCCCACGAGAUUGAGAGCAUGAUCUCUGCCACUAACAGAUCGUCAGACGCCGAGAAGUUCAAGUCCAACGACGAGGCCUUCAGCAAGCGCUUCGAGGCCAAGCAGCAGCUUGAGUCCUACAUCGGACGCGUUGAGGAGAUCAUCUCCGACCCUACCCUGUCCCUCAAGCUCAAGCGUGGCCAGAAGGACAAGAUCGAGCAGCAGGUCUCCGAGGCCAUGGCUGCCCUCGAGAUCACCGACGCUGGUGCCGACGACCUCAAGAAGCAGGAGCUCGCCCUCAAGCGUCUUGUGACCAAGGCCAUGUCCUCCCGAUAA
Colletotrichum navitas is the source of this 2006-nucleotide messenger RNA. Its product is annotated as hsp70-like protein. NCBI's taxonomy places the organism in Eukaryota, Fungi, Ascomycota, Sordariomycetes, Glomerellales, Glomerellaceae. The coding region runs from base 144 to 2006 and encodes 620 amino acids. Gene Ontology annotation, cellular component: nucleus; cytoplasm; cytosol. Gene Ontology annotation, molecular function: ATP-dependent protein folding chaperone; ATP binding. The transcript has 6 exons. The record is from RefSeq and is a predicted model, not a curated record.